Messenger RNA from Nicrophorus vespilloides, 1080 nucleotides. Its product is annotated as skin secretory protein xP2-like. Lineage: Eukaryota; Metazoa; Arthropoda; Insecta; Coleoptera; Silphidae. The record is from RefSeq and is a predicted model, not a curated record. The transcript is spliced from 2 exons. Bases 1 to 1080 code for a protein of 359 amino acids.
AUGAGGGUGUUUAUUGUAAUAAGCGCCGUUUGCUUGUACUCGGCCCUAGCCGCGGAAUCCGCUACCAAGGAAAUCUCGCAGGAGGGCAAGAAGCAAGAGAAACGUGGUAUCAUCGAUUUGGGAGACCACGCUCAUGCUUUUGGAGGAUUUGAAGCUGGAUACGGAGGAGGAUGGACCGGACACUUCGGUCAAGUCCAUGAUGAUCACCACCAUCAUCAUCAUGAUCACCACCACGAGCACGUCAACACUCAAGUAGUUACCAAGAAGAUCCCAGUACCAUACACCGUUGAGAAGCACGUACCUUACACCGUCGAACGUCAUGUACCUUAUCAAGUGAAAGUACCGGUACCACAACCCUACACCGUAGAGAAGAAAGUACCGUACCCAGUCAAGGAGUACAUCAAGGUACCAUACUUUGUGCCACAGCCGUACGAAGUGAUCAAGAAAGUACCAUAUGAAGUGCACGUGCCAGUCCCAAGGCCGUACGAAGUAAAAGUGAACGUACCAAAACCAUACACCGUCGAGAAGAGGGUACCAUACGAAGUUAAAGUGUCAGUCCCACAACCCUACACCGUCGAAAGGAAAGUGCCGUACCCAGUUAAAGUUGAAAUUCCAGUUCCACAACCCUACACCGUCGAAAAGAAGGUACCAUAUGAAGUCAAAGUACCAGUAGACAGGCCUUACACCGUCCAUGUACCAAAACCAUACCCAGUCACCGUCGAGAAGCACGUACCUUACACCGUCGAGAAGCACAUCCCAUACGAAGUCAAGGUCCCAGUAGACAAACCAUACCCAGUUGAAGUGCCACGACCAGUACCAUACCACGUGAAAGUGCCAGUACCACAACCCUACACCGUCUUGAAGAAGGUCCCAUUGGAGGUCGAAAGGCCAGUGCCUUUCCACGUUAAAGUACCAGUAGACAAACCAUACCCAGUCUACAAAGAAGUACCAGUUCCUAUCCAGAAAGAGGUACCAUACCCAGUCAAGGUACCAGUCCACGUACCAGUUCACUACCAUCAACAUCACGAAGAAGAGCAUGUUGAACACGUUGAUCACUACCCCAGCCACGGAUGGCAUUGA